Molecule: messenger RNA, 267 nt
Organism: Lactuca virosa
Lineage: Eukaryota; Viridiplantae; Streptophyta; Magnoliopsida; Asterales; Asteraceae
Source: the annotation of a GenBank genome assembly
AUGAAGGCAACCUGCAUGGCUACCGGGGUUGAGGGUGGUAAGCAGGUGAUUAGGGAGCAGAUUUCCACCAGGAAAUUUGUGCCUGGUAAGCUAAGCACCCUUUUGGAGUACACUCAGGCGAUGCAUGCGGAGGUGAAGUCUUUCCUGGAGACCGAAUUUGUCUCCUACCUCCAUCUUGGUGAUCUUUACAUAGAGGGUCUCCAUCAGUUGUGCAACGAUUCAGACGCCGAAUGGAAUCAUCUUGACGCCAACACUUCUAGGGCGUGA